CUCUCUUCUACCUCUCUCUCUCUCUCUCUUUCUGGUCAGUACCAGCGGAAGCUGUACAAGGAUCUGUUGACUAACUAUAACCGUCUGGAGAGACCAGUGUUCAACGACUCAGCUCCUAUACUGGUAGAACUGGGCUUCACACUGUUACAGAUCAUAGAUGUGGAUGAGAAGAACCAGGUUCUGAUGACCAACGCCUGGCUGCAGCUGCACUGGACAGAUACUUACCUCUCCUGGAACCCAGAGAACUACCCAGGUGUUCAGAACCUUCGUUUCCCCUCCAAUCAGAUCUGGGUUCCUGAUAUCCUCCUCUACAACAGUGCAGACGAGAGGUUUGAUGCUACCUUCCACACCAACGUCCUGGUCAACUCCUCUGGAUCCUGCCAGUACAUUCCACCAGGUAUUCUGAAGAGUACAUGCUAUAUCGAUGUUCGCUGGUUCCCCUUCGACGUCCAGAAGUGUGAUCUGAAGUUUGGCUCGUGGACCUACAACGGCUGGCUGCUGGACCUCCAGAUACUGGACGUAGACAUCUCCUCAUACAUCCCCAACGGAGAGUGGGAUCUCGUGGGUGUCCCAGUGAAGCGUAACGAGCUGUAUUAUGACUGCUGUAAGGAGCCCUACCCUGACGUCACCUUUACUGUCACCAUGAGGAGGAGAACACUGUACUACGGUCUCAACCUCCUCAUCCCCUGUGUUCUCAUCUCUGGCCUGGCCCUGCUGGUCUUCCUGCUGCCUGCAGACUCUGGAGAGAAGAUCUCCCUGGGUAUCACUGUCUUGCUGUCUCUGACUGUCUUCAUGUUGCUGGUAGCAGAAAUCAUGCCGGCUACGUCAGACUCUGUUCCUCUCAUCGGCCAGUAUUUUUCAUUCGCCAUGAUGAUCGUGGGUCUCUCUCUCGUCGUCACGGUUCUCGUUCUACAGUUCCACCAUCACGACCCUCACGGGGUAAAGAUGCCUAAAUGGAUGCGAGUCAUCCUCCUCAACUGGUGCGCCUGGUUCCUCCGCAUGAAGAAGCCUGGCGAGGAAGGCAAGAUGACCACCCCCUCCACCAACACCACUACUACCCCCAGCUCCACCACAGGAGGCUACAAGUACUCCCACCCUCCCCCUCACCACGCCAGCACCAGCUCCAUCCAGAUGGGCUCCAUCCCUGGGGGACAGCCCUCCAAUACCUCAACCACCAACGGCAACAUGAACCUCUACUUCGGCUACCACUCCGUGGGUAUGGGAGGGAUGGGAUCCUUGGGAGGGUCUCACGAUAACCCCUGCUGCCCGCCUAGCAGUGACUCUUCUGGGGUUGGGGUCUGCAGUGGAGGGGCUGGGGGUGGUAGUCAGACCACGGGGACAGGUGGAACAUGUUCCCCCAACGAGGCGCUACUCUCCGACCGGGACGUGGGGAUCCUCCGAAGGUUGACGGUGGACCAGAUCCCGGAGAUCGGGCGGAUCCUGGAGGAAGUUCAUUUUAUCGCCCAGAGGUUCAGGGAGCAGGACGAGGGCGAGGCGGUCUGCAGCGAGUGGAAGUUUGCGGCGGCGGUCGUGGAUCGCCUUUGUCUCGUGGCGUUCACGAUCUUCUCCAUCAUCGGCACGUUCACCAUCCUCAUGUCGGCGCCCAACUUCCUAGAGGCUGUGACCAAGGAUUACCUCACAUAA
Molecule: messenger RNA, 1644 nt
Organism: Salvelinus namaycush (lake trout)
Lineage: Eukaryota; Metazoa; Chordata; Actinopteri; Salmoniformes; Salmonidae
Product: neuronal acetylcholine receptor subunit alpha-7-like
Exons: 10
Biological process (GO): monoatomic ion transmembrane transport; nervous system process; signal transduction
Cellular component (GO): synapse; neuron projection; postsynaptic membrane
Molecular function (GO): acetylcholine-gated monoatomic cation-selective channel activity; transmembrane signaling receptor activity
Source: RefSeq, a predicted model, not a curated record